AAAUAUUGGUCACACAGAGAACGAAAACGUCGGCGUUUGGUCGUUAUACAUAAACCCUGGGAGUUGCUCGUUCUCUUCUUCUUUAGCUUUCAAGUCCCGAGCUGUACAACCAAAGAGGUCGCAGUAAUGGAGACCCCGAACCAGAUUCAAAUCGACCUUGGUAAUCUCAUGGCCUUCGACCCUCAUCACCACUUCCCCUCAAUCCCCUCCUCCAGGGAGGAAUUAGUGAAGGAAUGUCUAACAAAAGGCACUGAGUUGGUUCAAUCGAUUGCGGACAAACUUUUCAACUUACCUUCAACUGAAGACAUAGAUGGUCCCCUUGUGCAGUUGCCUCGUCCAGAAACUAAAUUGCCCAGAGAGAAGCAUCUUCCAGUGCCUAAACCUCCUACAAAAUGGGAAGAGUUUGCCAAAGCGAAAGGUAUAAAGAAUCGUAAAAGAGACAAGGUUGCAUAUGAUGAGCCAAGUCAGUCGUGGAAACGUCGCUUUGGAUAUGAUCGUGCAAAUGAUGAGAAUAGUGUGCCUAUCAUUGAGGCGAAGAUGACUGAUGUGCCAGGGGAAGAUCCUUUUGCUAAAAGGCAAGAUGAAAAAAAGAAACGAGUUGAAAAACAAGACAAAAAUAGGUUGCAGAACUUGAAGCAAGCUGCAAAAGUCGGUGCUCUGCCAAGUCAUGUUCAACUAGCAGCUACAAGGUUGCCCAUAACGGGAACCCAGGCUGCACCUAAGAAGGUUACUAAAGACGAAUUGGGGAAUGUAGCUGGAAUAGCAGCAACUGCAACAGCCAGUGGUGGAAAGUUUGACAAGAAAUUGCCAGGCGAAAAGCCUUCUAAACAUAAAGGAAAGUUUCGCAAGUUUUUACCAGUUGUAGAAGGAAAGGGCAAACACUCGCAAGAGAAGGAGCAAACAGAGAAAGUUCUGAACAAGCUAAUGUCUAAGAAUUCCCAUGAGAUACUUAAUGUUGAUAAGGCUGUUAACAUGUAUAAUGUCAAGAAAGACAAGAAACGAAAGAACAGACCGGAGAAGUCUCCAGCAUCCUCAAGCAAGUUGAAACCAAAGAAGAACCUUCACAAGAAGCCAUUAAAGAAGGGAUCUUCAAGUAAAAGCAAGGGAAAGUGAAGUUAUUAUUAGUGAUGAUGACAAUGAUAAGCUGUUGGAGUUUUGAAGUAGGUUCUACAAGUUUAUUUAUUUGGAAUCAAAAGUUUUUGUGUAAGACUGCUUUAUUUUUCAGGAGAAAAGUAUUCAAUCUCACUCGCUCUCUCCUACAUAUAUUUACAUGUAUGUGUGGAAGGUGGAAUUUCUAUGGUCUACAUGUCUUUGGAGAUAUGGAUUUCCAAGUUCAUGAAAUGUGUCCACGUGUAGUUGAUGAGAGUCUUCCAAUGAAUUAUGGCACAAAACAA
Molecule: messenger RNA, 1394 nt
Organism: Prunus avium (sweet cherry)
Lineage: Eukaryota; Viridiplantae; Streptophyta; Magnoliopsida; Rosales; Rosaceae
Product: ribosome biogenesis regulatory protein (RRS1) family protein
Biological process (GO): ribosomal large subunit biogenesis; ribosome biogenesis; endonucleolytic cleavage in ITS1 to separate SSU-rRNA from 5.8S rRNA and LSU-rRNA from tricistronic rRNA transcript (SSU-rRNA, 5.8S rRNA, LSU-rRNA)
Cellular component (GO): nucleolus; nucleus; preribosome, large subunit precursor
Molecular function (GO): protein binding
Source: RefSeq, a predicted model, not a curated record